AUCAUUAAGUAAUCAUGGACAAUGUUUCAGUUGAUAAAUGAAAGUGAGUCUGAAUAGUUUUUAUAUUCAGUUUAUGGCUAAAUAAUGAAAAUAAUAAAUAUUGUGCAUGGCUUGACAGUAUUUUACAAAUGCACCGAAAGACUCGGCUUCCCAGAAUGCAUCGCAGUUAGACCGGCCUAUCCUCCGCUAGGUCCCCGCCUCUCAGCUGUCCAGCUAGGUAAACAAACAGGAGAGGAGAGGAAACGAGCAGCGGCAGGCACUUUGCUGGCUCUGGGUUCCCUCGGGGAAGUUUUAUAUUGUUUAUAUCCGUUUUUGUAAAAAUUUAAUAUCGUGUCUCCUAGAAACUUUUAAUACUUUGAUACACUGGUUUUGACAUUUUCUAACAACGAAACCUGGCAAGGAUUGGCUGUAGCUUGCUAGCUUGGAAACACUGGAUUUUUUUUCCCCCUUCUGCUUUCGACAAAGGCUGCUGAUGAGCCAACGAAGACACUGAACAAAAUAACAAUACGACCUUUUUAAAGGACCAGUGUAGUAAUAACCGAUGCACUGUCUUCCCUGUAUUUAAAAGCGACUGUAUUUAAACGCUGAAGGGAACAUAGCUAACGUUAACGGCAGCCAGCCUCAGGAGAGAAUGACGGCUGUUCAGCUGAUAAAUAUCCAACGGUUACUCGAAGCUGCAGAAUAUCUAGAGAGGAGAGAAAGAGAGUGUGAACACGGAUAUGCUUCGACAUUUCCGUCAAAUCAGAACACAAACUACCAGAGGCAGAGAAAAUUCCGAAAUAAGAAGUUCAGCAGUAACCACAAUAGGUCCACACAUAAUGAGCUGGAGAAGAAUAGACGAGCUCACCUGCGGCUGUGUCUGGAGCGGUUGAAGGCCCUCAUACCCCUGGGACCUGACUGCAACCGCCACACCACCCUGGGCCUGCUCAACAAAGCCAAAGCACACAUAAAGAAACUUGAAGAGGUGGACAGGAAGAGCCAGUACCAGCUGGAGUCUCUGGAGCGAGAGCAGAGGCACCUCCAGCGCCAGCUGGAGCUGCUGAGGGGAGGCAGCGGUGCUGCCACCCAGAACAGCCCUGGAGAGGGGGAGAGGAUACGCAUGGACAGUGUGGGCUCCACCCUCUGCUCCGACCGCUCUGACUCUGACCAAGAGGAGAUUGAGGUGGACGUGGAAAGCACGGAGUUCUCCCAUGGAGAGCUGGACAGUGUGAGCACGGCCAGCACCAGCGACCUGGACGACCACAGCAGCCUGCAGAGCAUGGCCAGCGAUGAGGGCUACUCCUCCUGCAGUGUCAAACUUGCCUUCUCCUCCUAGAGCCCCGCACCGCCACUACCGCCACCACCUCCCCGCCAAAACCCACCCACCCACCUGCCCUCCCAUCUGUUUAUCCAUCCAGCCAUGCCUACAUACGUACACCCAGUCACCUCAGGCGACGGCCACGCUCCCAGCUAAAGGCGUCUCCGUCGCUUCUCCGUGCUCCUAGCCUUUUAGUUGCCCCACCUCUCCCCUCCCAGCGCUGCUGAACCCACUGUUGGAGGAGCUCCAGCGAGAGCUCACCUCUGAACUUUGAGCCACCCCGACCAACACCGACACCAGGGACCCAAACACAGUGACGUGAGACUGCCAAUUGGUUUUGAUCUUCUUUUAAAGGGAGAUCAGUGACUUGGUUGAUACGAAAAAUUAUACAUGAUCUUAAUUUUUAAACCCACAAUUUCAGUGAAUGAUUGAUUUAACUUCUUUUAUUUCCUGGAACCGUCACGUCUGAAUUUUUUAAAGAUACACAACCCCUACUUUGAUGCAAAAUGCACUUAAAUUCAUAUAACAUUGAAAUGAUUCAGAGUUUUUGUUCGGUUCUCUCUCCUGUGGGUGCGUGCGUGUGUGUGUGUGCGUGCGUGUGUGCGUGCGUGUGCGUGCGUGUGCGUGUGUUGAGCUGAGCUGACCCUGUGUAUCCCAUCUCAAUGUUCUGGUGUUGGGCCUGGAUAAACAGGAGCACAUCUAAUCUGGACAUUAAUGAACACUGUGGGUGAACUUUGCCAUAUCAACACAGCUUGGUUCCUGAUAAACGUCCCUCCAGUCCUGAGUUCAAUCCUUGUCUUAUUGUUUUUCAUUACCUCUGCUCGACACCGCAGAAGCUCGGACACUCGAAUUGGUGCUAUUGUGAAACAAACCAACGGGGAAGCAGAUCAGAUCCACCACCACUAAGCUUUUAAAGCAAACAAAGUGUGUCUGCCGUGAUUGUUUCCAACCAAGCACGGAGGAAAACAACCACACAAAAAAAAAAAAAUUGAGGAAAAAAAACAUUCCUGUCGAAUGUGGGUGCUCAGUGCAUUUUCAAAGAGUGGAAAUUGUAACUUUGUGUGUGUGUGUUUUGUUUUGGUUUCUUCCCCCUCGACAAGCAGCUACAACAAGCCAUCAUGCACUUGCCUACUUUAGAGCUGUCCAUAGAAACGGCACAAACGAAGAAGAAAAAAAACACAAAAAAACAACAGCAACAAGGAAAAAGUCCAAACAACAAUGACAACAAACUUUGGAAUAGAUGUCCAUCCUCUUUCCAGCAGUAACAAGCAAUAACUCUUGUAGUUGUUUUUGUCUCAUCAAUUUGAACUCCUUUUGUUCUUCUUUUUUUUUUCCUUCUCCCUAAAGACAGGUGUGACCGUCCAAAAAAGCAAAUUUCUUGUUUGUUUUUGUUUUUUUUUUUUGUACAUACAAAUAGGUUAAUAAAUUAAACUUUAAAACUGAGUUUUAAAAAAAAAAAGGUAGAGCUCGUGGAUAGAAAUAUUGCCUCUGUUGCUGUUUGACCUGUGUUUAUUGUGCAUUUUAAAUUCAAUUUUUUGGAAAGAUUUUUUGUCCUCUUCAGAGCGGCAGUGGAUGUGGCAUGGACACUAUUUUACAUUGUUCAGUUUUGCUGAUGGAAACAUUGGAAAGUUACUCAUUCUGUUUCUGCCCUGAGAAGAAAAGAAAAAGUGACAGCUUCCUGAUAAAAAAAAAAAAAAAAAAAGCGAUGCAGUAGAACUUCUGUUGGAGAAUGCUGAGUUUGUGUGGCACUCUUUUUAUUUAUUAGAAUUUUCUCUCUCUCUUUUGUUUCCAAUGUUCAUAAAUGGGGGAUAAAGAAGCUGCAAAUGGCAUUCCACUGAUGGUCAGGUGAUCUGUGGAGGAAACGUCUGAAGUGCGUGGGGAGAAGAAAACGGGUUGUAUGAUGUCACUAUUCGCCAUCCCAACUCCACUGGUAGUAAGGACUGCACUUCAGCCACAGUUCUGUUUUUUUUUUUUUUUUUCUUUUCCACUGUCAUUUUCAGCUCCCAUGAAUCUUUGUGUGUAAAAGAAAGAAAAAAAACCACCACCCUUUUGAAUAUUUAUUUCUCAAUCCCUCAAAGAACACAAGCAAUGGGGAAAAAAGAAGUUAACUUAUUUUGGUUCUGUCUAAUUUUACUCCUCCUCUUGAUGCUUAUUCCUCAUUCCUUAUUUUAAGAAUUGUAUAUUUUAUGGGUUAUUGUUAUUAUAUUUUAUUUCUUUUGGUGGGGGGUGGGGGGUGGGGGGAAUAAUAAGAAAAUGUAGCCAUUUUGUUUUUCGUUUUUUCUGAUGUUUGAUUCAAUGGACACUUGAAAUGUAAUCGGCCCCUUAAGCUGCUCCUAGUGCUGAGCCUCGCCUGUUUAGAGUCACCAGCCUUGUCCGGAGCUGACCCCCCCCACCCCCCCCCCAACCACCACCUCUCGUUUCUUCCCAUACACCUCUUUCCCUUUGCCUGUGAUGAUGAAUUCAGAUCUAAAACAACUGGAUGGGCUGAAACUCCAUGCCCAGUCAGCAGAUAGAAGCCUGUCCGGUUGUUUUUGGGGUCUGAGCUGGGGGGGGGGCUUCCUCUGCACAAGGCUUAUGGAUAGCCAAGACUUGACUGGCAAAUAUUGAGCCAGCUACUACACAAUAAAAGGGGUCUAAAACUCCACUUUCCUCUAUUAGGAGGAUUGUAGUCUCUAUUAGACUUGUGUUUUAGUUGACAAAAUGUGUCUUACAAUUACAAGGCCUCCGACUGAGGAUUUAAAGAAAAAAAUAAACAAAGAAGAACAAAUCCUUUAGUUUCUCUGAAGGACAUCAUUAAGGUGUAGAGUUUGAUAUGUAAGCUCUCUGUGGAGCUCUGUUGAGGUUGUUGGACUUGGCACUGAAUCAGAAAGUCACCACUUUUGGUGCUUGAUUAUUGAAAAAAAAAAAAAAAAAUGCCAAAACCACCUCAGAACACCUCAGUGUCCUCUCUCUUUAUCUCUCUCUCUCUCUCUGAGGGACAGUUUACAUUUAUUCUGCCCCCGUUUAAGUUAUUAACCUUCAUCAUUCUCUUUGUUUCUGUUUUUUUCUUCAUAUGUUGGUUUUAUGAACCUGCACUGCUGACAGGAAAAAAAAAGGUCCCAUGUUUGACAAAUGAUUUUCACUCCUCGUGCAGACCUGGAUCAGACACUUGUGUUUUAACCUGCUUGGAGUAUAAAAUGUUUUUUACUACAUUGGGACAAAUCUGACAGUGUUGGGUCUGUUAUUUAUCACAAAUGUGUGUGGAAAACUCUCUGGCACUCAUUGUGUUGUCUCCUGGGGCAAAACUAUUCUGAUAUUGUAUUCCAAAAAAACAGGAUAAAACAAACUAUAAGAACUGAUUUGACUGAAGCCAAGUCUGUCCUCUCCUCAUGUGAGUGUACAGUGUGUGUAUAUGUGUGUGUGCGGUGUGUGCGUGUGUGCGUGCUCCUUGUUCUUACCAAGGCUGAGCUUUAGAAAGGCACCUGGUCCGUGACAAGUCUGCACUGAUCUCAGUUACCUGCUAACUCAGUACAUAGCAGACUUCUGGAGAGUCUGUCAUGAAAGACAAGUCUAUUCGGUGUGAGAUAAUAACUGGGGGUGAAGGUUCUGUCACAUAAACUGCAGCUAUAAUUUUGCAUUUGAAGUCAAAAGACCUGUUCAGUUCAGUGCAGACUGGUCUAGGAUCAGCCCUAGGUUACUUGGGAGGUCUUAUAAGGAGUUUCUGGCUAUGCUGCAAAUUCAAAACAAUAGCAUAUCUUCAUAAGCUGGUGAUCACAAAGCUAUAUUUUUACCUCUGUGUUUAAGGUUAGGUGUAGAAAUGCAGUCCUGACUGUGGUUCAUGGUUGGGGUUUACAGGAGUGUUGAGUUCCAGUUUUGCAGCUUGGCCAGAAGUGUACCAGCCCGGCAAAGUGGUUAGUCGCAGUGUCUUUUUGUAAACCACUCUCCAUUCUGGUGUCGGUCUCUCAGGAGGUUGACUUUGAGCAAACGGGUCCAUGAGGUGGAGUUAGCCCAAACAAACGAGCAGUCCCACAUAGGGAGACGUCCUGUUGUUCUGAACCUGUGGCCAUCCUUUGUAAAACAUGCACUCUGAUGAUGAUGAUGAUGAUGAUUCUAUCCAUGUAAGUUGAAGAUGCAAUACUUACAUACAAUAAAAACACCAAGAUUUUCAAACCUGAA
This is a messenger RNA of Lates calcarifer (barramundi perch), 5452 nucleotides long. RefSeq names its product max interactor 1, dimerization protein (gene mxi1). Gene Ontology annotation, molecular function: DNA-binding transcription factor activity, RNA polymerase II-specific; protein dimerization activity; RNA polymerase II cis-regulatory region sequence-specific DNA binding. The transcript is spliced from 6 exons. The record is from RefSeq and is a predicted model, not a curated record. Gene Ontology annotation, biological process: regulation of transcription by RNA polymerase II. Lineage: Eukaryota; Metazoa; Chordata; Actinopteri; Centropomidae. Bases 632 to 1315 code for a protein of 227 amino acids.